AUGGCACCUCACUCCCAACCAGUCGGAUCUGACGACAAAGAGAAUCUGACUGAUGCCAGCUCCGACCUGACUGAGAUCUUUUCAGACAACAGCUCUGAUAGUGAUGAAGAUGAAGAUGAAGAUGAGUCCAAUGACGAUAUCUCCAAUGAUGAGGGCCAGCUGCCUCCUGAACACUUUUUGGCCCAAGCAGAGAGCUUGAAUAUCUCUCAGCUUCAACAGAAGCGGUACAGCGACACCACUCAGGAAAGACUCGAUGAGACCUACAUGUACUGGAAUAGGUAA
Aspergillus chevalieri is the source of this 282-nucleotide messenger RNA. RefSeq lists its product as uncharacterized. NCBI's taxonomy places the organism in Eukaryota, Fungi, Ascomycota, Eurotiomycetes, Eurotiales, Aspergillaceae. The transcript is spliced from 2 exons. The record is from RefSeq and is a predicted model, not a curated record. Bases 1 to 282 code for a protein of 93 amino acids.